UCUGUCCUGACAGAGUUUACAGCAUACAGUGGUGGAUUCUUAUCCACAGAGCAUCUGUUUUAAGAAUUAACGAAAGCAGUGUCAAGACAGCAAGGAUUCAAAAAAUGCCCAAAACAAAUAUAUGUGUGGUUACUCUGCUUUUGGCACUGAUAAGUGGUGCCAGCAGCCAGUACUAUGAUUACUAUGCCGCCCCCUUGUCAAUUUAUGGGCCCUCAUCACCAGACUGUGUACCAGAAUGUGACUGUCCUUUUAACUAUCCAACAGCCAUGUAUUGUGAUAAUCUGAAAUUGAAAAGUGUGCCAAUGGUGCCUUCAGGAAUCAAGUAUCUUUACCUAAGGAAUAAUCAGAUUGACCACAUUGAUGAAAAAGCCUUUGAAAAUGUAACUGAUCUGCAGUGGCUUAUUCUAGACAAUAACCGUCUAGAAAACUCCAAGAUAAAAGGUAAAGUUUUCUCUAAACUCAAGCAACUGAAGAAGCUUCACAUCAAUUUCAACAAUCUGACAGAGUCUGUGGGCCCACUUCCCAAGUCACUGGAGGACCUGCAGCUUACUCAUAACAAGAUCACCAAGCUUGGCUCCUUUGAGGGACUAGUAAAUCUGUCCUUAAUCCACCUUCAACACAACCAGCUGAAAGAAGAUGCUGUUUCAGCAGCACUCAAAGGGCUGAAGUCACUUGAGUACCUUGACUUGAGCUUCAAUCAGAUGGCAAAACUACCUUCAGGUCUCCCAGUAUCCAUCCUAACUCUCUAUUUAGACAACAAUAAGAUCAGCAACAUCCCUGAUGAGUAUUUCAAGAAAUUUAAUGGGCUACAGUAUCUUCGUUUAUCCCAUAAUGAACUGGCUGAUGGUGGAAUACCUGGAAAUACUUUCAAUGUGUCAUCACUGCUAGAGUUGGAUCUCUCAUAUAACAAGCUCAAAAACAUACCAUCUGUUAAUGAAAACCUCGAAAACUAUUACCUAGAGGUCAACGAAAUUGAAAAGUUUGACACUAAGAGCUUCUGUAAGAUAUUGAGUCCAGUAUCCUUCUCCAAAAUCAAGCAUUUGCGUUUGGAUGGUAAUCGCCUCACUCAGAGUAGUCUGCCACCUGAUAUGUACGAAUGUCUACGCAUGGCAAAUGAAAUCACCAUUUAUUAAUCUUCAUUAAUCCCAAUCAAAUGGAAGUAUAUUCCUGAAGUAGCAUUUAAUGGUUAUGUUCGCCUUUAUGUCAAGUUUUCAUUUUACUAAUUUCUUGUUCUUAGUUUUUGUUACCAUUGAAAUGGAAAUUCUGAGUAAAAUCGCUUUGUGAAAAUUUUACAUUUUUGGAAAAAAAAAGAAAAGAUGAAAGGCAGGCCUGUUUCAUCACAAGCACAGACACAUCCAUGUCAUCAACAUAGGUAACAAAUAAUGCUCUUAGUUGUAAAAUUAAUGCUUUCUUCAUCUUCACUCUCAAAUGAAUGCAAAGUCCUUUAGUUAUUUUAAAGACACCAACUUAGCUUUAUAAUUCCCAAAUCUUAAAGUCAAGAAACAUAGACUACAUACAUCACAUAUUAACUCCCUUGAACCAAGUUAUCUUAAUGUACAUUCAAAUUAAGUUGGAACAAAUGGAUGAUGUAUUUGAAAUCAAUAAUCUUGCAAAAAAUACCAGAUAAUAUUUAUGAAGUCACAUACUUAAAGCAGUGUUUAAGUAUUAAGAACUUUUAUAGUUACCUAGUUAAAUUUUUCUAGAAUUAUUUUUCAUUCUAAGUCCAUGUGGAUGUUUCCUUUUUUAUUAUUUGCAUGUUAUGUUUAAGAAACUACUUGCAAAAUAAAACAGUGAAUG
Messenger RNA from Sorex araneus (European shrew), 1797 nucleotides. It is a transcript of the gene LUM, whose product is annotated as lumican. The record is from RefSeq and is a predicted model, not a curated record. NCBI's taxonomy places the organism in Eukaryota, Metazoa, Chordata, Mammalia, Eulipotyphla, Soricidae. Gene Ontology annotation, molecular function: protein binding. The transcript is spliced from 3 exons. Bases 105 to 1133 code for a protein of 342 amino acids.